AUGAUCAAUCCAAGAGUAAUGUUCGCUAGGUUGAGUUUGUAUGAGGAUGGUGGCUUACUUGCAGAGUUGCAAGUAAAGCGUACCUUGGUUAAUGAGAUUAAAAAGAAGCACCCUUUGGAUGUGUCUCUUUUGCCUCGGAUUAAACAGAUUGGGGAAGAGCACAGUGGCCCUUAUGCUAUGCAUCUUGGAGGAAAUAAGAUGUAUCACGAUUUGAAAGAACUUUAUUGGUGGCUUGGUCUAAAGCUUGAGCCUAUCAAGAUUCCUCAGUGGAAAUGGGAGCAAGUGACUAUGGACUUUGUUACUGGGUUGCCUGCAACACCUACUAAGAAAGAUUCUAUCUGGGUGAUUGUGGAUAGAUUGCCUAAGUCAGCUCGUUUCCUACCGAUUCUUACGGGUUAUUCUCUGCAGAAGUUGGCAAGGUUUCAAUCUGGAUCACUCAGAUCUUUAUUAGCACCAAAAGAUUGA
Molecule: messenger RNA, 465 nt
Organism: Gossypium raimondii (Peruvian cotton)
Lineage: Eukaryota; Viridiplantae; Streptophyta; Magnoliopsida; Malvales; Malvaceae
Exons: 4
Coding region: 1-465 (154 amino acids)
Source: RefSeq, a predicted model, not a curated record